GCUGCCCCCUGAGCCUCUCAUCCCUUCGCCCAGGGACUCGCUUCCGGCCCUUGUCCUUCGAAGUCCCGAAGCCGCUGUUCCCGGUGGCUGGGGUGCCCAUGAUCCAGCACCACAUCGAGGCCUGCACCAAGAUUCCAAGCAUGAAGGAGAUUCUCCUUGUGGGUUUCUACCAGCCCACCGAAGCCCUGAGCCGCUUCCUGGUAUCUGCGCAGCAGGAGUUUAAAAUCCCAAUCAGGUAUCUGCAGGAGUACGCAGCCCUGGGCACAGGCGGUGGCAUCUAUCACUUCCGGGACCAGAUCCUGUCGGGUGGCCCGGACGCCUUCUUCGUCCUCAAUGCAGACGUGUGCUCAGAGUUCCCCCUGCCGGAGAUGCUGGCUUUCCAGCAGCAGCACGGAGACCCGCAGAGCUUUGUCAUUCUGGGCACCACUGUGAGGGGGGGGCUGGGCCAGCCCCAGGCUGCAGGGAGCCUCGGGACCCACCUGAACAGAGCCUGCUGACGCUGUGCUCUUUCCCCAGGCCAGC
Pelodiscus sinensis (Chinese soft-shelled turtle) is the source of this 522-nucleotide messenger RNA. NCBI's taxonomy places the organism in Eukaryota, Metazoa, Chordata, Testudines, Trionychidae. The record is from RefSeq and is a predicted model, not a curated record.